GAGCAGCUGCCGAGAUGAACUUCGUGAACGUGUUCUGGCUCUUCCUGUCGGCGUGUUUCUUCGUCGCGUUCUGCGCACACAAACUGGCGCAGCGCCUGCCGAGGAGGCACUUGACGGGUCGCGCGCACCUCGCGUUCCAGGACCUCAUUCGGUACGGGAAGACCAAACAACGCGUCCAGCGUGACGUCAGAGUGCGCGCGCUCGAGAUCCCCAAGAGGUGGUUCUGGCACUUCUACGCCAUCUCGGUGCUGUGGAACGGUCUUCUCCUGGCGCUGUACCUGAGCUUCACCUUCCAGCAGCGCGCGCUCCCGUCGUGGCUGACCGGACUCAUCGACAUCGUGGCCGACGCGCCGGCCGGGCAAGUCCCUCAGCUGUCCACCCUGCUGGUUCUGGUUCUGCUGUGCGGCCACUCGGCCCGCCGGCUGCUGGAGUGCCUGCUGGUCAGCGUGUACUCUGACGGGGUGCUUCACUUCAUGCAGUACGCCUUCGGCGUGUUCUACUACGUCGCGCUGGGCCUCACGGUGCUCACCGCCGACCGCCUGGGAGACGGGACCGGGCCCCUCCGCUCCCAGCUGGCCUGGUUCCACGGUGCUGGCGCGCUCCUCUUCCUCGGGGCCUCUGUGAUGCAGCACCAGGCCACGGUGCAGCUGGCCGGGCUCCGCAAGGGGAAGACGGGCGCGGUGGAGACGCUGGCCCACGUGCUGCCGCGGGGCGGCUGGUUCGAGCUGGUGUCCUGCCCGCACUACCUGGCCGAGCUGCUGAUCUACGUGGGCCUGAGCCUGGCGGUGGGCGGCCUGUCGCUCACCUGGUGGCUGGUGGUCCUCUACGUGCUGUUCAACCAGGGCCUGGCGGCGCAGCUGUGCCACGACCUCUACGCCAGCAAGUACGAGGCCUACCCGCGGCACAGGAAGGCCUUCAUCCCCUUUGUGCUGUGAGCGCGCCUCUUGUUGUUGUUGUUGUUGUGGGACUGUAAAAACAAAAUGUCUGAAGGUGCUUGAGGCUGCAGAAGGAUCCUCCACAGCUCUCCAGGUGAGAGGUGUGUGUCUGUAUAAUAGCGACGCAUAUCUCUAUGAUAACAUAUCAAUGUAACGUUGUUAUGUUUAUAAAAAGGCAGUUUUUUUUAGGUUCUUACAGCAACAUAAAGCACACUAUAGCAGCUAAUCUUGUAUAUAACGAGCAGCUUUUGUUACCAGAGAUUUAUAUUAGUAUAUUGUGACGGUUAUUAAAUCCAUGUGAGAAACUGAGCUUCUUUUCUCAUGGCUUGCUGUUUUUUCAUGAAUAUUAGGAAGUUGUUUUUUUUAUAAAUAUGAUGAACCUCGAUGUGAAACUAUUUUUGUUAUAAAAUACUUCACGUCUACACAAUAAAAUGAAAAACUAU
Messenger RNA from Pseudoliparis swirei, 1378 nucleotides. It is a transcript of the gene srd5a3, whose product is annotated as steroid 5 alpha-reductase 3. Gene Ontology annotation, biological process: dolichol-linked oligosaccharide biosynthetic process; polyprenol catabolic process. Gene Ontology annotation, molecular function: 3-oxo-5-alpha-steroid 4-dehydrogenase activity. The record is from RefSeq and is a predicted model, not a curated record. Bases 15 to 935 code for a protein of 306 amino acids. Lineage: Eukaryota; Metazoa; Chordata; Actinopteri; Perciformes; Liparidae. Gene Ontology annotation, cellular component: endoplasmic reticulum. The transcript is spliced from 5 exons.